Molecule: messenger RNA, 3297 nt
Organism: Chanos chanos (milkfish)
Lineage: Eukaryota; Metazoa; Chordata; Actinopteri; Gonorynchiformes; Chanidae
Product: NACHT, LRR and PYD domains-containing protein 12-like
Exons: 9
Coding region: 1-3297 (1098 amino acids)
Molecular function (GO): protein binding
Source: RefSeq, a predicted model, not a curated record
AUGUCUGAGUCAGAUGAUGUCCUGCUGAGAAUCAUUGAGGGUCAUAAAACCACCCUGAAAAACAAGUAUGAGUGCUUAUAUGAAGGAUUCGCCCUCAACGAAAACCAAACCCUCCUCAAAAACAUUUACACAGAGCUCUACAUCAUAGAGGGAGAGAGUGAAGGAAUGAAUGAGAAACAUGAAGUUUUACAGAUUGAAACAGCAUCUAGGACAUGGGAUUCUCAAGACCGACCAAUCAGCUGCAAUGAAAUCUUCAAAUCCCGGUCAGAACCUGGAGGGGACAGACAAAAUCCAGAAAUCAGAACUGUACUCACCAAAGGCAUCGCUGGAAUUGGAAAAACAGUCUCUGUGCAGAAGUUCAUUCUGGACUGGGCAGAGGGAAGGACCAAUCAGGACAUUAAUUUCAUGUUGGUUCUUCCUUUUCGAGAGCUGAACUUGGUUAAAGAUGAUCAGUUCAGUCUUCAUGGACUCCUGCUAGAGUUUCACCCAGAGCUGAAAGAUUUGGAUUCAAAGAAAUAUAAUGACUGUAAAAUGCUGUUCAUCUUUGAUGGUUUUGAUGAGAGUCGACUUCAGUUAGAUUUUUCUGGGACACUUUGUGAUGUUUCCACAACAUCAUCAGUGAACAAACUGAUAUCAAACCUUAUUCAAGGAAAUCUUCUUCCCUCUGCCCUCAUCUGGAUAACCUCCAGACCAGCAGCAGCCAGUCAGAUUCCCUCUCAGUUCAUCAGUCGUGUGACAGAAGUGCAAGGAUUCAAUGAUUCACAGAAAGAGGAAUACUUCAGAAAAAGAGUCUCUGAUGAGAGUAAGGCUGACAGAAUCAUCUCACACAUCAAGACAACAGUGAGUCUCCACAUCAUGUGUCACAUCCCAGUGUUCUGUUGGAUUUCAGCCACUGUGCUUCAGGAAAUGCUGCGUCAAGACAAUGUAAAAGAGAUCCCUAAAACUCUGACUGAGAUGUACACACACUUCCUGCUAAUUCAAACUAAAAUGAAGAAGCAGAAAUAUGAGGACAAAGUUGGGACAGACUCAAAGAAUCUUCUGGAAUCAAGCAAGGAGAUCUUUCUGAAACUUGCUAAACUGGCUUUUAAUCAGUUGCUGAGGGGCAAUAUCUUGUUUUAUGAUGAGGAUCUGAGAGAAUGUGGCAUUGAUGUGAGUGAGGCCACAGUGUACUCUGGGAUUUGCACUGAGAUCUUUAAGGAAGAAUCUGUGCUUCGUCAGAAGAAGGUCUACUGCUUUGUGCAUUUGAGUAUUCAAGAGUUCUUUGCUGCUCUCUGUGUGUUUCACUGUUAUAUAAACAAGAGCAUGGAGGCACUGGAGUAUUUUAUGCCAAGAGAGAUCAAUGCAUCAGACAACAAAUUUAUGAAGGCACUGAACUCUUUUCUGCCCAGACAAUGGGUAAACAAUGAUCUGUUGGAUGAGUUGCUGAAGAAAGCUGUGGAUAAAUCUUUGGAGAGUAAGGAUGGACGUCUCGAUCUGUUUGUUCGCUUCCUUCAUGGCAUCUCACUGGAGUCUAACCAGAAACUCCUACAAGGCCUGCUGACACACACACAGGACAAUCAAAAGAGCAUCAAGAAAAUAAGCCGUUACAUCAAAGAGUUAAAUAAAGAUGGUGUCCCACCUGAGAGAUGGAUCAAUCUACUGCACUGCUUGACUGAAAUGAAUGAUCGCUCUCUCCAUGAAGAAAUUCAAGCUUUUGUCAAAUCUGAAAAUUACAGAACUAAACUCUCACUUGCACACUGCACAGCACUGGCCUACAUGUUUCUGGUGUCAGAGGAGGUGCUGGAUGAGUUUGACCUGAAGAAAUACAACACAUCAGAUGAGGGUCGUAGGAGACUGCUCCCAGCUGUGAGGUGCUGCAGAAAAGCUCUACUUGCUAGCUGUAAACUUACUGAACAGUUCUGUAAAGCUGUAGCCUCUGUUCUACAGUCAGUAAACUGUCCCCUGAGAGAACUGGACCUGAGUAACAAUGACCUCCAGGAUUCAGGAGUGAAGUUGCUCUGUGUUGGGUUGAGGAGUCCACACUGUAAACUGGAGAUACUGAGACUUGCUGGUUGUAAUCUCACUGAGCAGUCCUGUGAAGCUGUAGCCUCAGUUCUACAGUCAGUAAACUGUCCCCUGAGAGAACUGGACCUGAGUAACAAUGACCUUCAGGAUUCAGGAGUGAAGUUGCUCUGUGUGGAACUGGGGAAUCCACACUGUAAACUGGAGAUGCUGAGACUUGCUGGCUGUAAACUCACUGAACAGUUAUGUGAAGCUGUAGUCUCAGUUCUACAGUCAGUAAACUGUCCCCUGAGAGAACUGGACCUGAGUAACAAUGACCUUCAGGAUUCAGGAGUGAAGAUGCUCUGUGUGGAACUGGAGAAUCCACACUGUAAACUGGAGAUACUGAGACUUAAUAAAUGCAACCUCAGCAUGUACUGUUGUGAGGCGUUGGCGUCGGCUCUAAGCUCACUCUUCUCGAACCUGAGAGAGCUGGACCUGAGCGAUAAUGACCUGCACGAUUCAGGAGUGAAGCUGCUCUCUGCUGGACUGGCAAGCCCACAUUGUGAACUGGAGAUACUGAGAUUGUCUGGCUGUUCGGUCGAACAAGAAGGCUGUGCGUCUCUGGCUUCAGCUCUGAGUUCAAACCCCUCACACCUGAGAGAGCUGGAUCUGAGCUACAAUCACCCAGGAGACUUGGGAGCUAAGCUGCUCUCUGCUAGACUGGAGGAUCCACAAAAUAAACUAGAAAAGCUGAAUUUGGAGCGUGGAGGACAUUUCAGGAUCAAACCGGGCAUACAAAAAUACGUUUGUGAGCUCACUCUGGAUCCAAACACGGCACACAGAAGACUUGCUCUGUCUGAGGAUAACAAAACAGUGAGAUGGGUAGAGAACGCGCUGGAGCCGCGUCCCGAUCACCCAGAGAGAUUUACGCGCUUCGAACAGGUCCUGUGUAAAGAGGCUCUGACUGGACGCUGCUACUGGGAGGUGGAGUGGGACGGAGAGGUGGUUGUGGGACUCACGUACAGAGACGGGUGUUUUGACGCGUUCGCCGGACACAGCGAGCGGUCGUGGAGUUUCCACUGCAGCCCGUCCAGGUACGGCGUGUGGCAUGACGAUGUGAAAAUCCUCACGCCGGCGUUCCGCUUCUUUAAAAUGGGCGUGUUUCUGAACGAGCCUCUCGGCGCUCUGACGUUCUACAAAAUCUGCCCCGUCACGAACGCGCGGAUUCAUCUUCACACGUUUCACGCCGCGUUCGCUGCUCCGCUGUAUCCAGUGUUCUGGGUGAACUGGUAUUCUUCACUGUCCCUGUGCUAG